This is a messenger RNA of Mya arenaria, 2539 nucleotides long. RefSeq lists its product as uncharacterized. The record is from RefSeq and is a predicted model, not a curated record. Bases 1089 to 1631 code for a protein of 180 amino acids. Gene Ontology annotation, molecular function: ubiquitin-protein transferase activity. The transcript has 7 exons. Lineage: Eukaryota; Metazoa; Mollusca; Bivalvia; Myida; Myidae.
GCUGUUACCGACAAGUCCGGUCGCCUAAUGGUGGUGGUACACGGACACUGUACCUGGACAAAGACUGUUCGAUGGCCGAUGUUAAAACUAUCGCUGUAAACCAAUUUUUUCCUGAGGGAAAAUCAAAACUUGGGCACGUGGCAGAUUUUGACAUAGAAUUAUGUGACUUUAAAGGGGAUCAUUUAGAACCAACCUCAACAUUAGAAUACGUAUACAAAUCCACUAAUUUGAGAAUAGUCAAAGUGCAUUUAUACACAAAAAAGAACGAAACAGAUAUGUCAACUGGUGCCUCAGCUACUAUGCAGAUUGAAACACAAAUGUCAAUUGAUGCCCCAGCUGCCACACAGAUUCAAACACAAAGGUCAACUGAUGCCCCAGCUACCACAGUGAUUGGAACACAAAGGUCAACUGAUGCCCCAGCUACCACACAGAUUGGAACACAAAGGUCAACUGAUGCCCCAGCUACUACGCAGAUUGGAACACAAAGGUCAACUGAUGUCCAAGCUACCACGCAGAAUGUAACACAUACGCCAGCUGAUAUCAGUACUACAACGGUGUCUGCUAUUGUUGAGGAGCAAGAACUCCAGCCGGAUACUGGAAGCCCAGAUCUCGAGAUUACUUUUCACCCACUGCAUAUCAGCCGGUUGUCGAGAACACGUGCUGCUGUCCAACCAAGUUUAAGUAUAUGUUUUUGGAGAUGAAGGUUAUCAACGGCAAAAAUAAAUCUGAUUGAUAGCAGCGAUGACGAAGGCAUUCAAACAGCGAUUGAGGCCAGUCUCAACGAAAAUUUGGAGUUUCAAGAACUACAUCCGGUUCAGAAGAAGACAGUACAAAAAGUAAAGAGGAAAUUCUGCUUGAACUAAAUUCUGUGGUAGACCGGUCGCGAAAGAAGAAUAUGGUGAACGUGACACGCGAGAAUGUCAUUGAAGGCGCCAUACGAGCUUUCCUGAGACGCAGUUUUGACCCUUGCGCAGACCUGCAUGUAAAAUUUGGAGGCGAGGACGGCAUUGAUGACGGACGGUUGACCAGGGAGUUCAUGAGGUUAUUGAAAAAAGAAAUGAGACAGCAACCAAUAUUUGUUGGGAAAGAUGGAUUCAAGAUGCUCGCUCUACACGCUCCAUAUUGCUGCAUCAACGACUUCAAACGAGUUUUUCGAGGCAGUCGAACCUCUAGAGAACAUAAUACGCGUUUCUGGAAAUGGAUCUCUGGCUGGGAGACACGACAGGAAAGAUCAGCUCCUGGAGGCACUGUGCAGAUUCCUAGUUAUUGAAAAUCUUAAACCUGCAUAUGAUCAAUUUUCGGAAGGCCUCAGAACAUUGGGUCUUUUUUCAGCCAUUGAGAAAGAUAGCCUUACCCUGGAGCCAUUCUUUAUCCACCAGGAUAAGACCCUAACCGCUGAGGAUAUGUUCUCACUCUACCGGCGGACCUUAUCAAGUGAAGACGGCAGCAACAGGAAAAAGAAAGAGGAUGAGACAGUCUCCUGGUGGAGAGACAUGGUGCUAGACAUGGAAGAUGAGGGAACUCUACCAGCGCUUCUAUCUUUCCUGACAGGACUGGACGAAAUACCGCCGCUGGGCUUCGAAUAUGAAGGGUCGAUCUCAUUCCGGCAUUCGGCGGAACUCUCGCGGUGAGUCGCCGGACGACUCCACGCGGGAGUUCCCGCUCAUAAACACAUGUAGUUUAGAACUGCGGUUUCCUAUUCUGUACUCGAACGAUUUAUUUGUCCAGAGAUUCAAAUCUGCUAUGACAGUAGAAACUUUCACUUUGUAUUAAUAGCAGAAUGCAAAUUUCACCUUCCUAUCGCUUAUAUCUACCAGGUAAUAGCCAAAGCGACAUAUGUAUGUCACUGGUAGUCGACGUCUGAGGACGUCAAAAGACGGCCUCGGAUAGUUAUUUUGUUGAUAUUAUUUUAUCGUUAAGAUGGUAGGCAAAUCUGAAGUUGCAUGUUACUCAUAGUCUGUUUCCGAGUUUGUUUUCAAGUUUUCUUCAUAUUCAAGCAUACUGUAAAUCAAAUUUAAUACACUAUUUUCCUACAAUAGCGCAUAUUGAAAAUCUGUCGAGUGUUUAAAAAUUAUCGGUCUGUUUCAGAAAAUUUGUUGCUAUGGCAACAGUUUUGAGUGUAAUAACGUAAAUUCACAUAACUUCUUAAAUCUAUAAUGUGAACAAUUUUUUUUGCAGACCUGGAACACUAAAUGUUUCUUUCAGUCCUUAAUCUUCUUUUAACUAUGCAAUUGGUGAAUGUUUGGAAGUUUUAAUUUGUAUAUGUGCAUAAUCAUACGUUUUUAGUUCAGAAAAAUGUUUUUAUUACAAUUUUCAUCCUUCACUGUGAUUAACAUGUUCAAUCUUACACCAUUCCAAUAAUAUAACUAGCAUUUUAGGCCGAUGCAGCAGGAAGUUGCUUCAUGAUUGUUUUAUUGUUUACCAAAUUUAAUUUUAACGUUUGUUAUGUAGUUUCGUAGAAGUUUGUUAUGUCAAGUAUUUCAGCAGUUAGGAAUUAAUUCCAACAAGAAGGCAUUUUAUUCUAAAAUGCAUCAUUUUU